Molecule: messenger RNA, 5395 nt
Organism: Harpegnathos saltator (Jerdon's jumping ant)
Lineage: Eukaryota; Metazoa; Arthropoda; Insecta; Hymenoptera; Formicidae
Gene: nes
Product: lysophosphatidylcholine acyltransferase 3 protein nessy
Exons: 8
Coding region: 577-2013 (478 amino acids)
Biological process (GO): phosphatidylcholine biosynthetic process; lipid modification
Cellular component (GO): membrane
Molecular function (GO): 1-acylglycerophosphocholine O-acyltransferase activity; lysophospholipid acyltransferase activity
Source: RefSeq, a predicted model, not a curated record
CUCUCUCUCUCUCUCUCUAUCUCUAUCUCUACCUCUUCAUUCCCAUCUCUCCGCGUCUUGUUUCGAAAUAAUCGAGCCGCACGCGCGGGAUCUUUCGAGCGCCCAAUGUCCUAAUUUGAUUUGCAUGAAAGAUGGCGAUGUUAUCCUCUACAGUCGCGUCGCCCACCGUUCGGGCUGCACAUCGUUGUUACCCCAUGCCGUCGCGCACAGCGACGACAAUGGAGUCGAUGCAACAGCGCAAGAAAGACCGCCGCGGCAAGCAGCAGCAGCAGUGGUAGUGACAGCGAUUGGUGAUGGUGGUUGGUCGACGACAGUGAAGGUUAUCCGCAGUGGCGAUCGUAACGACGACGACGACGACGACGUUGGCGACGGUGGCGGCGGGCCUUUCUAAGCAGUCGUGAGCGAAAUAGCGAUCAAAGUGUAUGUUGCGGCCUCAGUGUCUAUUACGCCACGCCGAUCGAAGAGCGCCGAGAGGGUCCCACGCGUACGUGGGAUUACAUGUGUUGUUAACGAACAGACCGGUCGACCGCUACGAUACUCGCUACGAUACGCACGUGGUACGCAUCGUUAUCGGCCAUGGAUAGUCAUGUGGCGUACAGUUCGGGCGGCCUCGCGCGAUUGUCGACGCUGGUGGGCGCCCCGGAGGCCGCGCUGCGUCUGCUCGUUUCGAUUUUGCUAGGAUUUCCUGUUGCGCUUCUUCAUAGAUAUACACUGUACGGCAAAGAUCCUAUUCGGCAGCAUUUGUUUUUCAUAGCGUGCGGUCUCUCAAUUGGUUUUUGGAAUUACGAUUUGAAUAUACUUCAUUCAUCAACGGCAGUAUGUGCAACGUAUUUAAUUUUAACAAUCCUCGGCAGCACCGGACUGUCUGUUGUAAUAACAUUACUCUUCAACAUGACGUACCUACUAUACGGUUACUACACUACCAGCACUCAAGAUUAUGACAUAAAGUGGACAAUGCCGCAGUGCGUGUUGACACUUAGAUUAAUAGGACUCGCAUUUAAUUUAUGGGAUGGACAAAGACGUGAUGAGGAGCUGUCCGACACUCAGAAACGGGUGGCUUUGAAGGAACGGCCGUCCCUGUUAGAAAUCGCGGCGUAUGCUUACUUUCCCGGCGCGUUCUUGAUCGGACCGCAGUUCAGUAUGCGACGAUACUUGGACUUUGUCGAUGGUCAGCUUACGGAACGCGACUCUCAAACUGGCGCCAUCAAACUACCGGAUUGUGUGUGGGCGGGAUUGUCGCGAGCUUUCAUCGGAUUCGUAUAUGUAGCGAUAUUUCAAAUCGGGACACUUUAUGUUUCCGAUCAAUAUCUCUUUGAACCGUCAUUCCAGAAGAAAAAUUUAAUAAAAAAAUGCUUGCUCGUUGGCCUUUGGGGUCGAAUUAAUCUUUACAAAUAUGUUAGCUGCUGGCUGAUUACAGAAGGAGUAUGUAUCACCUUUGGUUUAACUCACAAUGGAAAAGACGCCGACGGUCGUAUAAAAUGGGAUGGUUGCGCAAACGUCAAGUUGCGGACAUUUGAAACUGCCACACAGAUGCAUCACUAUAUUCUCUCUUUCAAUAUCAACACUAAUCACUGGUGUGCAGAAUAUAUUUACAAGAGGUUGAAGUUCUUGGGCUCAAAGAUAUACAGUCAGAUAAUGACAUUGCUCUUCCUCGCUCUAUGGCAUGGUUUACAUUCUGGAUAUUAUCACUGUUUUUUCAUGGAAUUUAUUGUGACAUAUUUUGAACGAGACAUUGGACCAGUGUUAAAGAAUAGCGAAAAAGUGCAAACGAUGUUGAAGACCCGUUGGGAAGCGCGCGUUCUCGCGUUUAUCUUUUUGAAGCUUUAUACUUUUGUUGUCAUGGGAUAUGUCCUCCUAGCGUUUGUACUGCUGUCAUAUCCGCGAUAUAAUCAAGUUCACGCUAGUUUAUAUUACUAUGGACAUGUGCUCUUCUUUUCUUAUCCGUUGUUUGCGCCGUUCAUCAAACGGUUGCUCGGUCCUAGACAUGAACGUCAACGACCGCAUGAGGAAUAAGACUAUAGGAUCUUUUUUGCGCCAAUAUUGAAAUAUUGCUCCAUACGUCGCUCGAGUUGAAUCGCUACGAAUUGAUAUCCAAAAAAAGCAUAGCUGCGGUAAAGAAUGAACACUGGUGUACAGUUACAUUAUUCCUAGUCUUCGGCGUGUCAGGAAGAAUGUGAUAACGCAUAUCUAGCGGAAGAUAUGGUACAUACGAGAACACAUGGUCAUUAUUAUCGCAUUUCGUAGCAAUCACAAAUUUCUUAAAGUGUAAUUCUUUUCUUUUAGCAAAAGAAUAUAUAAUAGGAUAUUGUUUUGGUGGAGGUUUAAUUUAUCAAUUUUUAUUAUCGAAUAUUUUGUGGAUUAAGAUUGAAAAGUUUUUUGGUUGAAUAAUAUCUGUCGCUCAAGCGAAAUACGAUACAUAAUGGUAGGAUACUUAUAUUCUGCAUAAGAGAGUAAUAAUACAUAGCUAAGAACUCACAAACUGACGCGUUAUUUCAAAGAAAUUCCGCUGGUCGGGAAUUGUAUGUGUGUGUAUGUAUGCGCGACUGUAUUUGAAAGUUUUUACAAUUUCAAAGCAUGUAUCCGAAAAAUCCCAACAACAUGAUGACAAUUCCAAACAUUUCCUUAUUCUUGUGGUACAAUAAUAUUUUCUUGAGUUUGUAAUAGUACUUAGCUAUAUAUACGUUUGUUUGAAGUUUACCUAUCUAGUUGGUUGCAGUACAAACUACAAAUAGUAGAGUUUACGCGUUGUGCUGUUUAACGAUAUGAACGAAUUGUAGCUUAUGAUACCGUAGCUUAUGAUAACCGUAUUAUCGUGCAGGCUAGUCAAACGUUCCAAUAUUCCAAAGAAAUUCAAAAAGGAAAGAGCAACUACGUGUACUUAGGUAUCGCGAUAAGAAUGGCGAACGUCCAGCCGCAGAAAUAAGCUUAUGGCAACUGUAUCGCAAAAUACAAUGAUGUAAUUUUAUAAACGCAAAGUAACCGAGAGCGCAAAACUGUUAUAAUCUAAUAAGUAUGCAUAGUAUGCGUGCUAAAAUUGAAGUAUUUAUCUCACCGAUAGCAAUUUCUAAUUUUUAUUUGCAGUGUUCCGCAAUUUAUCAACUAUCAUAUCACUCCAGAUAUAAAUACGACGAAGGGAAAUUUGAUUUUACUCGAGUGGGUGCCUUCCGUACCUACAAAAUGUCGAUUAAAAUGUUGAAAUUGCGUCGAAGGAGAUAUUCGAUGGAGAAUAUAAUCUACCUGCGACGAAAAAUUGUAAAUUUACACGUGUGAAAAAAAGUUUCAAAUAUGCCUGAUGCAGUAGAGAAAAGAGACAUAACGGUUUAAUUUCAGUAACAUGCUAUUGAUCGCUCUAUAUCUAUCUCUGCGUAUACAUCUAUCUAAUAUAAAGUAUGUAAAAUAUCGCGAGAAAGACGGUUCUCAUUCUUAUGUUCGCGCAAAUUGCAUACAUUCUCAUAAAAAUCUAACAACGAUCUAUCCAUCUUGCGAUGUGGCCAUGUGGCUUUUAUCACGCGCACAGCCCUUAUCAUCGAAAUUAAACAAUAGUUAAUAAUUUAUAAGUGAAGAAUGUACAGAUACUGGUAUACCUUGCGAUCUUUGAAUAUCUUGACGUACGCGCUUAUUGAUCGAUCGAAUUAGAUUGGCAAUUAAUUGGUAGUAUUACCACUUCUUGCUUCAACGUCCAUUUAUUGAUCAAAGAUAGAACCAGUUUCUGACAUUUUCAACAUAAUCGCGCGUAUAUAUUAACGAGUUGCAAGAUUUUAGAUAACUGAAUAAAUAAUACAUGUAGGCAUAAUCAAGUUUUUUUUUUUUUUUUUUUUCAUAAUAUAUACUUGGUUUCUCAAUAUGGUUUGGAUAUUUUUCUCUCGAUGUGCACUUUGGGCCGCGGAUGAUAAUUUAACGAGAGAGAUUUUAUUAUUCUACUAAUUUCUGAAAUAAAAACUUUUUUUUUUUAAUAAUUCCUGGAAGUUUUUUUAUUAGAUCAUCAGCUAUAUCGAGAGUAAAAUAUCCAAAUCAUAUUAAAACAAGGUAUAAAUCUGCCGAUAGAAUUGAGGCUGUAGAACAAUUGAAACCAAUUUCCUCAAUGCGAUAUUCUUAUAUAGAAUUAGAAUUAAUAAGCGCGAACACAUAUGAAUCUGGCGGUAUUUAAGAACUAUCGAUUUGUUUGUUUCGUCCUUAAUGUUAAAAUCCGAAAACAUGUCAUUGAGUGUGUCUCAUUUCCUUUCCGAGUAUUUUAAUAUCUUACGUUUUAAUGUAGGAACAUUAUACACGUAUCACACUGUUAAAAGACAAAACGAGAAGCUCGAUGUGGUAUGUAAAGAAUCUGUGAAAAAGGAUUAGGAUGACAUUGGCGAAUCAAUUAUGCCAGAAGUUGUUUGAUAUAAAAAAUGUAUUUUUUCUUUUUUCAAUUAUUUUCUUAAGAGAUACAUACAAAAAAGAUAUCGUUGUCUCGUGCGAAAUGAUUUUCAUUUACAUUUCUUUUGCGAGAGUAACUACUACCAGUAAUGUAACCCGGUAUUAUACGGUCAGUCGCUCGAGAACCAUGCGUACGUGCGCGGAACGUCGUGAAUAGGCUCGACAACGCGAAUAUCACGUCUGCCUGUGAGUACUUUUACUCCUGUGAAUACUACACGGCCUAUCCUGCGAGAAAAAUAAUUGACAUUCUUCCUGCGAUGUGUGAAAUUCUCGCCGGGUAUCCGGACCUGCAUUCGCGUCACGCUGCGAAGUAAUGAUCGAGAAAAAUAGUCCCCGUAAAAUUUGCUCUCUCUUUCUCUCUGAAGAAUGUCGAGUUUUACGACACGGAUCCGACGCGGAAUUCUUUGUACGCGUGACUCUAAUACGGCCCGCUGGGACCCUGCGGUCCUGGUGCACCGUAACUGUCGACUGGUCCCGGUUGAUGCCCCGGUGGGCCGUACUCGCCACCUUGCGUUUCCUUCUGUAAUGCAUAAAAAUAAACGUGCAGGGGAAGAUGAUGAUAAGAGAGAACGAGAGAUGUGUAAUACGCUAGAGUUUUUGUACCGUAGACCGCGCGUCGCGCGCGGCCUUGACCUUUUCUGUGAUUACGACCGGUAGAGGAUCUAAGCGUCUAGUCUUACAUUCGCGCGUUUAACGAGUUUGUCAGUACCGCAUAUAUCUAGCGUAGAUGGAGAUCGAGCGUUCUCUUCAGAUAAUUGCUAGCUACAUAGAGAGAAUUUUGCAUAGUAGUUGUAACCGAUGCUACGGGAAAGAGCAUUACCGCUCUACGACCGGCAAGUGAAUGAGUUUCGAUCCGAUGUGCGUAGUUCAUUAAGCAAGCAGAAAAAGAAACGCAGCGUGUAUAACGAUAUAUAUUUUUUUGUAAUGACGAGUUAUAGCAUUUAGUGUGUAUACAAUAUAAACGAUAAUAGCUCUAUCUCUA